Xenopus tropicalis (tropical clawed frog) is the source of this 1405-nucleotide messenger RNA. Its product is annotated as testis-expressed protein 52. Lineage: Eukaryota; Metazoa; Chordata; Amphibia; Anura; Pipidae. The record is from RefSeq and is a predicted model, not a curated record. The transcript has 2 exons. Bases 446 to 1165 code for a protein of 239 amino acids.
CAACAUAUUUUUUAAACUCUCACAGCAGAGGAAUCCAAUAAGAAUUCUGCUUGCUUUGUGUGCUCCUUGGUCUUUGUUCAAGGGAUCAGUUCUGGAGGCAUUAAAUACAUAUUUUCUAUCACUGGGCACCCAAAAAGCACAAUAUCUGCCCCUCUGAUUUCCCAAGGUAAAUUCAGAGCAAGCCAAUAUUCAACACUGAUCUCCCUAGGUUAGAUAGCAGCAAGAUGGCUGAAGUAGAGCUAAUCUGAUUGGAGAAUCUCCCUGCAUGUGUAAUUCUGAUGGGCCGCCUACAUUGGAGAGCAGGGGGUAUAAUGGGAGAAACACAGUGCAAUCCUCUAGCUACCCAUGCUCUAAGGACCAUCAUGAUCCCCAUAUUACCUAAGGAAAUGUUACAUAAGCUUAGUUUUCUCUUGCCAGGCUCACGUUGGACCCUUCUACCCUAGUCAUGGCACGUCCUUCAUCUCCGGAGCCUCUGCUGCCGGACCCUACUGUCCAUUAUACUGGUUUCACCCCUCGUGGCCAACACAGGAUUCUUCAACAAAGUCCUUCCAUCACAGAGGCCAAGAUGGACAUGCUGAGAAAAGUGCAGCCCCCCUCAAAGACCAACGUAUCUAUCUGUCCCACCCCCGGGUACCUACUGUGGCUGGAAAUCAGUCGACUGCCCCCGCUCUUGCCACUGCGCCCCGACAAACCCUACGACAGUGCUGUGUGGAGGCAGCUAACCGACACCCCCCAGGGUGCCUCGCCCACAGGUCCAAUACCGUCUCCCUCCCGAAUGGAGGACAACACAUGGCAGAAGUUUGUACUGUGCCGCAGCUCCUGGAAACGAGAGAGGGGAUCUCCAAGGCUGAGACUGCUCACCCAGUCUAGAGUGCCCCCUAUGGUUACUCAAGGAAACAUCAUUCCACCUAAGAGGAACGCUAAACAGAGGUCCAUAGAUGGAUUUGGUCCUUCAACGCUUGAUUCCAUCCCAGAGGCACCAGAUCUACCCAGCAACCUGCACCAACCGAAUAAACCCCACAAUAUCUCCCUUCUGGGAAACUCUCCUAAUAGGACAAUGAUCCUGCAGAGGUACAAGGAGCUGCAGGGCUCAGUGAGGAGUGUGGUGCCCAACAACAGCAGGAUGCCAACCCCUGGAGAGUUGCCCCAGGGCAUCGUAAGGUGACAAGCUGUGACAUAGAACAGAGGUCCACAACCACCGGGCCGAGGACUGUGCUGAACCGGCCACCUCUGGUACCAAUUACCUUUGAUCCCAACUCCAUGACAACUACUAUGUGAAGCCCAGGGAGCUUUCUACUGAUCACCGUCUACAGCAGCGGGUCACAACCUGUGGGUCGGGACCCCCUUGGGGGUGGAAUUACACUUUCACAGGGGUGGCCUAAUACCAUAAAACACAUAUUCCCGA